This is a messenger RNA of Xyrichtys novacula (pearly razorfish), 27157 nucleotides long. The record is from the annotation of a GenBank genome assembly. NCBI's taxonomy places the organism in Eukaryota, Metazoa, Chordata, Actinopteri, Labriformes, Labridae.
AUGGACACAAUAAAAAGCUCACUCGGGGUGGAGUGGUUAGAUGGUGGAAGUCUUUUAAUAUUUCUGUUUGUUUUCAUAUUGCUGGCUGAUGUUUUGAAGAACAGAGUACCUAAAGACUUUCCCCCUGGACCCUGGGCUCUUCCAUUGAUUGGUCACCUCCAUCGUGUCAGACUCAGCAGGAUCCACCUGCAGUUCACAGAGGUAAGUCCAGGUGGAAGUUGAUAAAUACACAUUACUGUAUUUAGCAAAUAUAGCAGUAAAAUCUUGAAAUAAGGAGAAACAAGACACAGUGGUCAGCAUCAAUCAGGUGAGUUCUGAGCUGUCAUGGUUGAAACUGAACACUUGUCUGUCCUGUUUUUAGUUUGCUGAGAAAUAUGGCAAUAUUUUCAGCCUGCGGCUUUUUGGUGGAAGACUUGUGGUUAUUAAUAGCUACAAACUUCUGAGGGAAGCCCUGGUCCACAGAGGAGAUGACUAUGUUGAUCGUCCCCCCAUACCACUAUUUGAAGAAGUGUCUGGAAACAAGGGUACUCAUUUUGUUAUGGUCUGAUUCAUAGUUAGCGUUAACCCAGGGGGCAUCUUUAGACUUUCUGUGAUUUGAUGCACAGGCAUUGAGCUUUGUAUGAAAUUCUCAUUGCUAAUUUGUUAUGUCCUAUGGUUCUUUGGUGUUUCUAAAAGGUCUGCUGGCAACAAAUGGAAACCUAUGGAAGCAACAGAGGAGAUUCGCCCUUCAUACACUUCGAAACUUUGGUAUUGGCAAGAAGACCCUUGAGCCAUCCAUCCAGCUGGAGUGCCAAUAUCUCACUGAGGCUCUGGCAGCUCAGGAAGGCAAUAAAUUUAUCUUAUUUUCAUGUUUUUUGUGGUUGUUUUUAUGAACAAGCAGUACUCAGAAGUUUGCACUAACACCAUCAUAAACCUUGGACUUUGUGUGUCCCGCCCUGUUUCCAUUUUAUUUUCUGCUUAGAACAUUAAACAUUCAAUGGUAAUCUGUCUGUCAGUGAUUAGCACAGUCAUACAGUAUCUAAUCAGUUUGGCACAGCAGUUUCUUCUUGGGAUAAUUUAUUUAUUACAGUUUUUCCUCAGUCGAUUUGGUGCAUUUCUCAGAUCAGAAUGAAAGAGCUUAUAACUAUUAGUUCAACCUCCACAACAUUGAGUCAUUUGUGCACAUUGUCGUAGCAGUUUCCCAUUCCUCUGAACAAAUUGCAAAUGCUUUUGGACAUGUGUCAGUUACUUUUAUACAAUUCUCUGCUGUUUUAAAACAUGAUCAUUUGCUUAUCAUGUCAGUCAAAAUGAACUAUACGUAUGAAUGCUGUGAUGCCCCUGUAGGUUCACGCUGCUGUGCGAGGUGUGUCUGGUUGGCUUCUCUCUGCACCCUAAUCAGAGCAACUAUGUAUACCUGGGCCCUGGGUGCGGGGAGUAUUUAAGCUCCCACAGUUACUUGCAACUCCCUCUUUUGUUUCUCCUGAUUGCCUUUACAGGUACUUGGUUUGGUUUGGUUUGGUUUGGUUUGGUUUAGUUUGGUUUGGUUUGGUUUGGCUUGUUUUGACUUGUCUUGACUUAGUUUGGUUUAGCUUGGCUUUGGUUGGUUUGGUUUGGUUGGGUUUGGCUUGGGUUAGUUGUAGUUUAUGUUUGCUCGUUACAACACCCUCGCACAUAUACACCUACUUCUACCCAUGCACACCUUACACAAUGCUAAUUUUUACUGAUUAUACAUCUCAUAUCUUACAUUCUAAUUCAGUUCAAUUUGAAUUAAUAAAGAGUUGUUUGGGAGUUUAUAAAUGGUGUGUGUCUUCCUUCUUCUUUUUGUUGUGACCACCUGAGCCAGGUCAUGACAAUGCUGAAUAGUCAUUCCCUAUAGAACUAACAGUCCUCAUUUCAUUGCUUGAGUCAUUACAUACAAAAUUGUUGAACUAGUUAUCAAGAUCUGUCAAGCUGAUUUCAUACAUUCCUUUAUCUUUUUUUUCCUGCAAAUGUCUCCUAAAUUGAACAAUUGCUCUCAGGUGAACCUCAGCUUUCACUCGUGAGGAGGUGUGUGAAGCAUUAGUUACAACCAAUGACAAGCCACUUGUCCACAAUCACUCAGAUUGUUUACAUCUGUGCACAGUUCUACCAAAAUGGUAUUUCUUAUGUUUGUUCUGAAUAAGUGACUGUGCUUUUUUUUUUUCGCACAGUGCUGUAAAAUUGCAAAAAGCAUAUGCAGUAAAUAUGUGAAACACAUGUGUCUUGUACUCAGUUACCUCACUAAAUACAGUAAUAUGUAACUUGACUAUAGUUUUCAAAUGGCUGUACAAGUAGUGUAUAGUGCUGUCUUGAGUAUUUUCAGGUAGAGUCAUCAAGAUCUGACUUUUUUUGCAUUGGAAAACACAGAGAGAGUGAACUGUCAUAAUGAAAACACGACAAAGCCAUUUGACUGUCGCGUUCAUAAACAAUGGUGUCAGGACUAAUUAUUUUAAGAAUAAGAAGAACUUUAUUAAUCUCCGAAGGGGAAUUCAAUUGUCUGUUGUCUCACAUAAUAUGUCUUUAAAAGUGAUCUAUUAUUUACACAAGAGUUAUAAAGCCUGAUGGCUGUUGGUACAAAGGAUCUUCUGAAUCUUUUUUGUCCUGCAGCGAAGAGAGAGGAGCCGUCCACCCCCAUUGGCCCUUUGGUCCAUCAAGGUGUUGUGAAGUGGGUGAUCCAUGUUCUUGAGACUAGUCUCCACCUUCCUCGGUGUAGAUCUAUCCACCACAUCCUCCACUGAGUCCAGUUUGAGUCCUUCCACAGAGCCAGCCCUUUUCACCAGUUUGUUUAGACGUCUUGCAUCUUUGUGUUUGAGAAUGUUUGUGUUUUUGAUAACACAGACAGUUUCAUUGCAAUGAAUACUUGCUUUUGAGGAAUCUACUAUUCAUUUUGAGCAAGUGACGCGCUUUUGCAGGUUAUCCACUAGGUUUUGCAGUUUGUACUAAUUGUUUUGAGAAAUGCACCAACUGUUGUGCAAAUGUUAAUAGUGAUUUGGGAAAUGCACCAAAACGACUGAGAAAAACUGUAAUUCUCUGUCAUCCUAUUUAUCCCACAAAGAUUAUUUGUAUCUCAUUUAUAUUUUUCUUGAUGUUACAGGCCAGCCUCUCAAUGUUAGGAUGCUGCUAAACAAUGCUGUGUCUAACGUCAUCUGCUGCCUGGUGUUUGGGGAACGCUUUGAGUACACUGACAAGAAGUAUCAGAGUAUCCUAAGUGCAUUCAAUGAGGUUACUUACUUACAGGGCACUUUAUCGGCACAGGUGAGUCACCUUUUUUUUUAAAGAAGAUAAACACUGCUACCAAGAAAAGAAAACACCAGGAAAACAGAAUCAUUACGACAAUAAUAAAACAGAUAUUAAAAGCAUUUAAUUGAUACAUGUAAGGACAUAGCUUUUGACAGCCCAGAAUGUGUAUUACAAUGGCUCAAAAGUUACAGGGCAAGCUUUUGCACUGAAGUGUACCACUGCCCAGUGACAUACUUAGCAAAGGAAGAAAAAGAAGCAGCUGUAAUGAUGGUCCCUCAUGGUAACAUUUAUCUUUCUUGAUUAUUAUGCUGUGUCUUAAAACUCUGCAGAUAUUUAACCAAUUCCCUGGACUGAUGAAGUGGUUGCCUGGAGCUCACCAGAGGAUUUUCACUUUGUUACGAGAAGUAAACAAAUUUGUUGAAAUCAAGGUCGAAGAGCACAGAGAAAGCCUUGACCCCUCCUCACCCAGAGACUACAUCGACUGCUUCCUGGCAGAGAUGGGAGAGGUAAUGUUUUUAACUGUUGUGAUGUUUUUUGAAAACACAAACAUACACUGACUUUUGUGUUUUUGAUAGGUGGAGGACAAAGAUAAUGGUUUUGAUAUCGAGAAUCUAUGUGCUUGCACUUUGGACCUCUUUGCUGCUGGAACUGAAACCACUUCCAUGACUUUAUACUGGGGACUGCUUUAUAUGAUCUACUACCCUCACAUACAAGGUGUGUGUGCGUGCGUGCGUGCGUGCGUGCGUGCGUGCGUGUGUGAGUGCAUGCUUGAGACCAAUCUUGACUGUUAAUUUUAAAAGUCUUUGCAUGAUAUUAUAUCCUGUCACAAUACAAUUUCAGUUAAGUAAAUUCAAGUUACAAUGAGGUUAAAAUGAUGGUGUUACCUCAACAGGAUUACAAUAACUGAUGACAAAUAUUCAUUGCUGCUCUUUCUCACUUUCAAAGCCUUUUGGAUUUUUACAAACAGGUUAUAAUACAAGUCAGGCUCCCCUACAACCUCUAAAAUUGAUUCUAAAUGCAGAGAAAACUAAAAUCAUGCUAUUCUCACGUAAGCAUGAGAUAACAGAGCCUUUCCAGACCAUAAAAACAACCAGUGGCAAGCAGAUAGAGCUGGCCACUAGCUAUGUACAAGUACUUGGCUUUCUUCUUGACCAGGAGCUCUCUUUUCAGGCUCACAUUGCCAAUCCGGUCCACAAAUUGAGGGUGAAACUUGAUUUUUAUUACUGACAUGAAUCUUGAUUUCCCUCAGAGCUCGGAAAUAUCUUGUCUCUGCAAUGCUUCUGUCAUUGAUUGAUUAUGGUGAUGUUUUAUAUGAGUGCCUUGGCCCUAAUGGCUUCGAUCACUAGACACUGUUUACCAUUGUGCAUUAUGCUUUGUCACUGGUUGUGGUUGCCUCACGGACCACUGUGAGCUCCACACCAAAGCUGGGUGGCCCUCCUUGAGCUUCCGGGGGUUUUCCCACUGGAUGUUCUUGAUUUAUAAGACUCUUCUUGGUUUACUUCCGCUCUACUUAUGUUCCCUGUUUGCCAAUAAGAGGAAUGCUGAAAGUAUUCUGAUUUUACUAUUUUCUUGAUUUACACAAGAGAAAACUGGGGCAGCAAGUAUCUGACAUAUAAAACACAUAAAUGAAAUCUCUGCUGCAUUACAAUGGCUCACUCAUUGUUUUUUGUGUUCACUUUACAGAGAAAGUCCAGGCUGAGAUAGAUACUGUUGUUGGCUCAUCUAGAGUGCCCUCUAUGAGUGACAGAGAAAACAUGCCUUACACUAACGCAGUCAUCCAUGAAAUCCAGAGAAUGGCCGACAUCCUUCCUCUAAAUGUUACCCGAAUGGCAUCCAGGGACACCACGCUCGACAAGUACACGAUCCCAAAGGUACAUGAUGAUGAGCAAGUCAAAGUCAGCUCAGUUCUCUAAUCAAUAAAACUCAAUGGAAAACAACCAUAAUAGCAAGAAAGGCUUGAUGCACCAUUUUCAUCAAUUUCAUUUCCUCAGGGCACUAUGAUCAUGGCCACCCUGACUUCAGUUCUCCAUGAUGAGUCAGUGUGGGAAACUCCACACUCCUUUAACCCUCAACACUUUCUGGAUUCAGACGGCCAGUUCAGGAAGAGAGAGGCCUUUCUCCCUUUUUCAGCAGGUUAGACAGUUAAUCCAACUCCAUUUAACAAAAGAUUAGGUUGUUUCAGUCUCAGAGCUACAACAGUAUCAUACAUAAAGUGGGUCCUGUAAAAAUUGUGCAAAAACAACUCAUUCGUGUAUUUCAUCUGUGUUUCUUCAGGGAGGCGUGUGUGUAUUGGCGAGCAGCUGGCCAGGAUGGAGUUAUUCCUAUUUUUCACCUCUCUUCUUCAGAGGCUUUCUUUCUCCCCCUGUGAUGGAGAGCAGCCCAGUCUGGAUUUUGUUAUGGGGUUCGGCCGCUGUCCCAAACCGUACCGUCUCUGUGCUGUACCAAGAUGAAUCAACAACUGUGCCAGCUGACCCAAAAUUACAUAAAAUUUAAUUUCCAUGGAAAAUUGGGAUUUUUGUUUUGUGUCCUCAGUAAUCUGUACUGAGUUGCUUUUUAACCUUUUUGAAAAUCAGAAUCAGAAUCUGGUUUUCUAAAUGUUCUCAAAUCUAAAUUUGAGUACAAAUGUGUGUGAAUCAUGAAAGUCAUUGCUGAGAAGUGUCAGUUCAAUGAGUAUACCUGAAUUUUCAGCUCUAUUUAAAAGGUUAUUUUUUAAGGGUUUGAUUGAAAUGAUACUUAUGCUUAACUGAAAGUAUAUUCAUCUUGCACAAUCAAAAUAAAUGAUAAGCUUUCAUUGUAUCAACUAUUAACAUCAUUUUCAAGAAAUCCAAUUUAAUUUAUUCACUUGAAUGAUGGAAUGAUGGAAAAGUCUUACUGCUGUAAUGCUCAUGUUUCACAGCUGUUCAUAUCAUUAGCAAACCAAAGACAAACACCAAAAUGUUCUUAUCCUGUCUCUGGAUGCAAACUUGUUUUCAAAGUCCAGGCCUGCAAACUAGAAGUAUAUCUAAACCCUUAUUACAUUCAAUCAAAUUUGGGUCUACUUGUAUAACUGAAACCCAGGCCAGGCGACAACAGGGUUUGUGAUACAGUUGUUUGUGGAGGAUUAAUAAUAAAAAUAAAACACUGAACCUCAAAUAUGUUGUCAUCAGUUCACAAAUGUAUUUUUGCAGUCAUUAUUGACAAAUGGGGCACAAAAUUAUGUUUAGAAGUUAAAACUUUUGAGUUUUUUUUGUCGUUUAUUCAAGUGUACCCUGAAUAGAUAUAUUUCACUUUGUAGACGUUUGUUAAAAUUUUUGUUACAAUUAUAUUUACAGUUUUCUUUGAUUGAGACUUUUGCCCUAAGACAAAGUUACACUCAUUUCUUUUCCACUUCAUUCAUCCUGUCUGUCUAUUGUUAGUCGGGUGCAAAUAUGACUUGAUCCCAAAAAAAUUCUAACAAAAGGUUUCUCAGCUGUUUUUAUAGUAUUAGAUGUCCUUAAUAACAUACAAAAAGUUUACCAAAGUUUGACCCUUAGAAAGAUGUCAUUUUCAAGAUGGCGUCCAUGAUGGGUAGGAAGCUCAGGGAGACACCCCAGGUGAAAAGGGUAAAAUUUUGAACUAACAAAUAUCACCAUGAAACUUCCCAUGUUUAUCACUUACAGGAAGACAAAUAUUUUCUGUAUUACAGGUUUGUCAGAUGUUAUGUUUGAAUGUGUAAAUGAGGUCAUAUCUAAUUAAAUAGGCACUAAUUUGCAUACAUUUCUAGAACGGAAAACUGAGCAAUGGAUAAAGUUCCUUCAUUGAAAAUUCUUGUUUUAUUUUGUUGACAUACUAGAGUUGGAAGGGGUUGGGGGUGGCGACUUUGGAUGUCUCUUUUUAUCACACUGUCAAUGAGGAAAUACUGUCACCACCCCUAAAAGUUCAAAUAUCACCAUGUGUGUUUUUUAGUUCCUUAAAAUGACAAUUACUGCUUUGCAUUCCUUCUAGAACAGGAAUACUGGUGCCUGAUACAUGUUUUGACCAUGUAAUAUUCUAAUUAGCAUAUCUGUAUGAUAGAUAAGUGAUUACAAGUACAGCUAGUGCCCCACAGGCAGUGUUGCAUGGUGAUCGCCUUGAUUACGUUUUCUCUUUAUGUUACAGGCCAGCCUUGUAACGCCCAGGCGAUCCUGAGCCAGACAAAAUUCUGGAUACUGUAAUCCUGAAGACACAAAAAUAAGGGUUUUGUUGGAAUUUCCAAUGCUGAAAGAUAACCAUUGGGUGGCACAGUGGUGUAGUGGUUAGCACUGUUGCCUCACAACUAGAGGGUCUUGGGUUCGAAUCCCAUUCAGCGCAUUUCUUGUUUUAGGAACAUUAUGAACAGUGAACAUACCAGUUUAAACACAAAUAAACGUUAAUAAAAGACACGUAACAGUAAAAGCUUUAAUGUGAAUCACAAUAUAAGGGGGGACAUGAGCUGCUUGGUAGAGGUCUGCGCUCUGUGAGUGCUUUUCUAGUUUUUGGAUAGUUUUCGUACAGUUCCUGUCAGCUACUGCUGUUUCUUUGACAAUGGGGAGGUUGAUCUUGUGCAAGGCAGUUUUGGGUUAUGAAGGUCUAAUAAGCUCAGUUCUUUCUAAUACAUUGAGUAAUAUUGGCCACAGGUUCAAACUAAAGGACAAAACGGAGUGUGAUGAUAACUAGAUCAUUUAUUGGUUAAGCCAUAUUUUUUCCUGUAAAUUUAUAAAUGAAAGGUUAAAAUGCUCCCAGCACAUAAGGGAAAACACAUUUCUUAGAUAAAGAAUGUGUUGUCCAAUUCAACGCACUUUAGCAUACACCUUGAAAGGGUGUGGUACACGUGUUGUUCCACUAACUCCUUCAUAACUGAGCUCAACACCAUCAGGAACAGAGAAAGAAAACUUCUGGAGUAAACCAACAAAAAACAGAAACAGCUCCAUCUUGGCAAGACUUUCUCCAAGACAUACACGUUUUCCUGAAAUGACAAAUGAUAACUUAUAUUACUUAAAACACUUAAAAUCGUGGAAAAGUUGAAAAAGAAACUUGUAUUCUGGCUUUGAUUGAACUUUAGGUAAAAGUGAUUAACCUGCAGAGAAAGGCAGGAAAGCGUCUCUCUUCACAAACUUUCCCUCAGAGUUGAGGAAGUGUCCAGGGUUAAAGCUGUCUGGAGUCUCCCAUUCAUUCUUGUCAAACAGAACAGAGGUCAGAACAGGCAUCAGAGUUGUACCCUGAAAAACAAGAUUGAGGGGUUAACAUUGCUGAUACUUCAAGCAAUAUUAUUACUAUAUUUCAGAUGCUCCAGCUAAUGAAAAGACCUACCUUAGGGAUGAAGUAACCACCCAGUGUUGUGUCCUUGGCAGCCACUCUGGGUCCAUUAAGAGGAACAAUAUUUCCAUAUCUCUGGAUCUCAUGGAUGACAGCAUCAGUGUAGGGCAGGUUUGAUCUGUCAGCCAUGGUGGGCGGGCGGCUCUGUCCAAUCACUGUGUCAAUCUCUGCCUGAACCUUGGCUAGAAAACAAUAAAAGUGAGGGAAAUAAACUUUAGGGGAUCGGGAUCAAAAAUCAAAAUGACAUUUCUAAACUGAAAGAUACCUGACUAUUUUCCUGUAACAGAAUCACCAUGAAUAUCUGUAGUCUUACCAAUUCUUGGUACUAAUUGGUACUUGGUACUAACAGUUGAACUGAAGUUUGCUGUAGCCUAAAUAGGCAAAUGCAUCAAGGCACUGUUGUCACACUGGAUUUUUUUUAUUCCUCUUCUGGACAAAAUUUGAUUCACCACUAGUCCUACAGCUUGAAGAGUUGUAGGACAAAUUAUAUUUCAAAACGUGAUCAUGAUCUGCUAUAACUUUUCUUUAUUGUAUAUGUAUAUGAAUAACUGUGGAAAAAAAUUGCAUUAAAGUUAAUAGGACAAAAAAAACAAGAGCAAUUGUUGGGGUUUUCAAAUAUCUAUUACUCCAACAUACUUUCACCUAGAGACUAUAUUCCAACUUUAAAAUGUAGACAUAAAUCUUGUCUAAUGGUGCAUGAAUCCAUGUUUCACUAUGUAUUGUAGGCUUUGAUCCCUCACUGUUCAAUGACCAUGAACUUUUUUGGAGUACCUUUGAGAUUAUAAUGGAUGUGUAUUGCGUGGAAUCUUUGUGCCAGAGUGAGUGACAUCAUCGGCUAGAAUGGAAGAAGUUGCAUCAAACUGUCUGGAAUUUUUCUCUUUCCAUGCUCCUCCUAGCAACAAAUUACAAUGUACAUACUUUUUUUUUCUUUUAACGGUUGUGGACACACUUAUUUUGUCUCUAAUGAUGUGUUAAUCUAAGCAGCGAGACUUACAGAAUCAAAACACUGAGCAAGAGGAGGAACUUCUUAUGAAAAUCUAAUAAUAUCAAAUAUUAUAGCUAAGCAUUUCAAAGCCUUUUUUAUGACUGUUGUCUUGUUUUCUUGUUGUUUUUCAGUUAGACAGCUGAAGGUACUUGAGUCUCACCUACCCUGGAUAUCGGGGUUGUUGAUGAGGAAAACCAAAGCCCACAGCAAAGUGGUGGCAGUCGUUUCUGUUCCAGCCAGGAACAGGUCUAUAGAGCAUGCAGCUAAAUUGCUCUCAGUGAAACCCACAUUGGUCUCUUUGUGCUGAUAAGAAAUGCAGAAAAGACAAAAGAGUCAAGGAGUGCAACUGAGGAGUAGGGCUAUAAUGUGUGAUUCAGUGCAGUGAGUGUGGAGUGCAUUUCCUCACUUACUUUUUCCAUUUCAAUGAUGAAAGUAUCAAUGUAGUCCCGAGGAUUGUUGCAGUCAAGGUCUAUUUUGUGCCUCUGUACCUCCUGGCUGAUGAAUUCUCGAAUAGUGUCAAAGAGGCUGAACAUUUUAUUGUGAGGACCUGGCAAAUGCUUCAUCACUGCAGGGAAUGAUUCAUAUAACUACAAGAAAACAGAUGAGAAAAACUCUCACUACCAUUAUAGCUCACUUUAUCUGAUAACACAUGGGCCUCUAAUUGGGUCAAAAGUACUGACUGUCUUUGUACCACCAAAAUGCUGUGAUAAUAUUGACCCACCCAAGCCCAUACAGAUCCCUCCAGCAUAAUUAGCUCUGACAGACAUUUCAGCAUGUGUUGGAAGUUGUGGUCACUAUAGUCAAACCUCUUCCCCAUAACCAGUUUGCAAAUGAUGUUGGACACAGCUUUGUUGAAAACACUUGCUGUGUCAAAGGCUUCGCCUGCAGGAAAGAAAUCCACCUUUAGAUGCUGUACUGCUGCAUAACUGAUGCUGCUGAUGAUGUACAAGUGUUGAACUUGUGGACCACCUUUUUCAUUCUCUAUCUCCUCCUGCAGAUGUCUGAUCUCCUCACAGAUACUCUGCUCCAUGGUGUUCUUGCCAAAGCCAAAACUACGUAACGUUGACAAAGCAAAGCGCCGCUGUCUCUUCCAUGUUUCACCGUUGCUCAUGAACAGACCACCUAGACAAAUACAUUCAGAUAAAAUGUAAUUGCUCAGCUUAAUCAUUGUUCAUUUACCAUAAAAAAGGACAUGAUGGAGAUUUGUAAACCUGAGGCAUCCGACUGGAGUCUUUUCUCGACUGGACUAUCUGGUCGAUCCACAAAGUUCUCAGCUUGUGUUAUGAUGGCUUCCUUCACCGCCUUGUACCCGGACACUACCACCAUCUUGUCACUGCCAAAGCGGACGCUGAACACAUUCCCCAAAAUGUCAGCCAGCUGCACAUAAUACACCAAUGAAUAAAAACUUAUGGACCACACACAACACUUGAAAUGUAAACAUUUUUAACAUGUCAAGAAAAAUAAACAUAGAGGAACACAUGUUGUUCCUGGGGAACAAUGUCAAUGCUAGCUGGUCAAGCAUUCAUAAAGCAACCAAGCAGUUUUCUUACAGUUAACUUUGAGCCAUUCAUUUUACACAACAUGUAAGACAACAAAAAAACCUUUACCUUGGAGAAAUAUUUUUCUGGAUGUUUACUGUCCAUACUGAGGAUAUUCCCCACUACUGGCAAAGCCCAUGGUCCUGGAGGAUAAUUAGGAGGAUUACGGUUUUUGAGGUAGUCUGCUAUUAUGAUGAAAAUAAAAAGGAACAGGAAUAGCCCCUUGAGGUCUAAGCCCAGUAAAAAAGUAGAGAGCCACAUUGUUACAGAGAAAACAGCAGCAGGAGGAAACUGUUCUUCCUAAUUUGAGGCACUAACUUAUUAGAGCUUUGUAAGACUUCUAAGAUUCUACGCUGUCAUGGUCCUCUCACCCAGAGAUUGUACAGUACUGUCAUAACAGGUUAGAUGACUGAAAUCCAGUCAGAGUCUGUACAAAGGUGCAUGAGACAGUGUAGUUGCAUAACAUGGGAAGCACAGAAAGAAACAUACACACCUACUUUCCCUUGACAAACAUGACCUUUGUCAUGUUGCGUGUAAUACACUCAGUUUUUAUAAAAGGGAUUAUCAGUACUGAACACAAAAAUGAAAUAGCAAUCAAUCAGCCAUCAGUGACAGCAACCUCUGCUCAGCAUUAUGUAACUGCAUCACAAGGAAGAAUCUCAACUGCAUAUCAGGGACCUUUGACUUUGAUUAGAUGUCCAUGUAAACAGAAUAGAGCUAAAUAUACAAAGUGCACUGUGAAUAAAAGGUAUCUCACUGAUCCAAUGUGCACUUGGAAAUCAAGGUCAAAAGUAAAGGCAGUGGCCAACAGCCUUUCCACAGCUUUUGAUUGUCAAAUAAUGGUUUUGAUUUCAGUAUCAACAGUAGUUUAUUUUUUUAUAGUUCAUUUUUCUCUGGUGCACAAGAUCUUGAAAAAGGGAGGUUUUCCAAAUUUAGCUGAGGGCAAAUGAAUCUGUUUUUGAAAGCCUUAAAUGCUUUCAGUGUGCUAUGCCAUCCAUAGAGGUUAAUAUUGUGCUGUUUGAAUUAAGAUUUAAAAUAUGUGAAAGCCUCAUUAGCUUCAUUAGUCAGCAAUAUACAGUAAUGUGUCUGACCUCAGGAUUAUCUAUGAAGCCACUUCAUCUGUGUUGAUAACUUUUCUUAUAUUGCGACAUGAAUGUCUUUGAAAUGCUGGAUUACAAUUAAAAUCUCUGAACAUCAACUUUUACCCUAUGAUGUGAAUCAGAAUUUAUAACAUAAUAAAUGUAGACCUUUAAUUUUUUACAUUUUUGUCUCAACUGAACUAAUUCACCAUUAGCUCAAUCUGUAUUUUUGUUUUAUAGUUUAAACAUUUAUUGAAUGUUGUAAGUGACUGAACAAAGUCUCUACACCUGUCACAUUCAUGUGGAUGUAGAAGAAAGUAGGUUUAAAUAGAAGUACAGCACAAGUACCCCAAAAAGAGCUUAAGUACAAUACAUGACAAAUGCAGUGUACUCCCCACUGAAGAUAUGAAGGCAAGUUUCUAUUCUGCCAGCAGAUGGCGUUAUUUUCAAAUACACAACAAAAUCAAAGUCACAGAGUUCACAAGAGUUACAAACAGCCUUAUGAGCUUCUCUUUGAAUGUGUGGUGUUAUGAAGUAACCUUUUACUUUACGACAGAUUUGUUGACUUGUACACUUUCAAGAAGAAGAAAUAGACUGUUGCUAUGGAAAGCUGCUGUCUACUUAAUACAGCCAUGUAAUAACCUACUGUUAUAACUGCAUCAUAACAUAGUGUCCUGUACAGAAAACAGCUCAGAUGUUUGCAGAGCUGUAAAUGUGGUUUUGCCAAGCUGGGGUUCUAAUGGGGUCUUUGUGGACUGAAGGGCUUUUGGAGCCAGUCUUCAGUUAAGGAAUUGCCGUAGUUAGAGCUCAGUCACUUAUCAUUUUUUUUGGCCAUGAAGGUUUCCACUUGACACAGCAAAUUUACUUCUAGUUUAACAUGUUUUAAUGAAUGCAUCAGAUUUUAUAUAGCACUUUAUCAGAGACCUUCAAAGCGCUUUAUAUCGGAUACAUCAUUCAUAUGCCCACACAGUCAUACCCUGGUGGUGGUGGUAAACCACUGUAGUACUCACAGCUGCAAGUUCGCGGCUACGGCCUCUCUGACUACCACCACACAACACUCACACUCAUACACCAGUGGAGGACACAAACUGGGAGCAAGAUGGGUUAAGUGUCUUGCCCAAGGACACAACGGACAAACUUGGGAUAGGGGGCAAUCGAACGAACAGACUCAGGAUAGGGGGGAAUCAAACCGCCAACCUUACGGUUAUUGGACGACUGUUCUACCUCCUGAGCUUCUGCCGCCCCUUAACAGCUCUCUUUCCAUUUUACUGAUGGAGAAUGAACUUUGGAGUUUGUAAACAUUUGGCAGUUUUCUUUUUUUUUAUAUGGUUUUCUUAUCAUUUCAAAGUAAACAAUACAGAACAGGAAGUUGUAUCUUGCAUCCACUCCACUCCACGUCACAAAGUCAUCCAUUGAUUGUUCAUAUCAUCCUGAAACAUCAAGACAGAGAGUCCAUUAAAGCAAUGGUUCAACAUUAUUGACCACACCACACAUCAGCUAACUGUUAGCUUGCUACAUUUGAGGCAAUGUACUUUAUGCUGCUAAUGUUGGCUAACCUUUAGCUUGCUCACCUACCAAUCGAUUCCUGUAGGCAGAAGAUGGUACACAACAGUACUUCACAAACUUGCAUCUUAAAAACAAAAUGAGGGCCUAUAUAAUAAUAUCAAGUCAUCUUUAUGGUAAAGCAAUAGUGGACGGUAACAAACCUUGCUUUGUUCAUCUCCUCACUUUAGCAACUGCCAAAUGUGGCAUCAAUCUGGUGAGUGGAUGGUGCCUGAACGUCUACCCAAUGUGUUGGGUAGUCCACAAUAAACCAACAAAAAUGUUUAGAAAUUAUAACCCAACAUCUAAUAACUCUGUUCCCAACGUAAAUAACCUUACGAAUAGGUUUCUCAGAAUACCCAACUCCAUGAAAAUAACCCAAAUAAACUGAUCAACAGGCUCAACCUAGUGGUUCGGUUGAAAAAACAACCCAGCAUUGUGUGUGUGUGUGUGUGUGUGUGUGUGUGUGUGUGUGUGUGUGUGUGUGUGUGUGUGUGUGUGUGUGUGUAUAAACAAUGGCACUGGCAGACUGCUCAUUCAGUCCCCUGCUAUCUCUUCAGGAAGGCUACAGUGUCCCCUAGACUGGACCUUUUACACGCAUAGUAUUUCUCCGCUGUGGAUCUGUCACUCUUAUUUAGACACAUAAUCGAUCUCUAAAAAGUACGCUGUAUGCUCACUUCAAUUGUGCUUUUAUUUUGAAAGUAAUGCAGUCAAAUCGGAUACGUUAACUUAAUAUUAAACUGACCCGUUACGCUCCACCACCCCUUUUUAAUGACCAAAGUCCACGGACUUGGUUCUCUUCAGUCUUAGUAAACACUGCGACACAAACGGACUGGCACCUAUGACACAAUGGACACAAUAAAAAGUUCACUCGGGGUGGAGUGGUUAGAUGGUGGAAGUCUUUUAAUAUUUCUGUUUGUUUUCAUAUUGUUGGCUGAUGUUUUGAAGAACAGAGUGCCUAAAGACUUUCCCCCUGGACCCUGGGCUCUUCCAUUAAUUGGUCACCUCCAUCUUAUCAAAGUCAGCAGGAUCCACCUGCAGUUUACAGAGGUAAGUCCAGGUGGAACAGGCAUUAGUCAAUCAGAUCCGUUCAGUUCACCAUAUCAAAGAAUUUUAAUGAAAACAAAUCUUAUGCAGAUAGUCAUCUAUCUAUCUAUCUAUCUAUCUAUCUAUCUAUCUAGCUAGCUAGCUAGCUUCUUAUUGUAAAGUACUAUCAAUUGUCCUUGAAAUUGUUAGUGGGCUAAAUACUUUGUAAUAUUUCAACAUAAAAAAGAACUUCUCCUGUUGCAGAUACUGGAUAAUGUUACUUUGUUAGUAGUAGACAGCAGGAAGUUGAUAAAUACACAUAUUACUGUAUUUAGCAAAUAUAGCAGUAAAAUCCUGAAAUAAGGAGAAACAAGACACAGUGGUCAGCAUCAGCCAGGUGAGUUUGACGUUGUCAUGGUUGAACCUGAACACUUGUCUGUCCUGUUUUCAGUUUGCUGAGAAAUAUGGCAAUAUUUUCAGCCUGCGGCUUUUUGGUGGAAGACUUGUGGUUAUUAAUAGCUACAAACUUCUGAGGGAAGCCCUGGUCCACAGAGGAGAUGACUAUGUUGAUCGUCCCCCCAUACCACUGUUUGAAGCAUUGACUGGAAACAAGGGUACUCAUUUCGUUGAAGUCUGAUUCAUAGUUGCCGUUAACCCAGGGGGCAUCUUUAGACUUCCUGUGAUUUGAUGCACAGCCAUUGAGCUUUGUAUAAAAUCUCAUGGCUAAUUUGUUAUGUCCUAUGGUUCUUUGGUGUUUCUAAAAGGUCUGGUUUUAUCAAAUGGAAACCUAUGGAAGCACCAGAGGAGAUUUGCCCUUCAUACGCUUCGAAACUUUGGUAUUGGCAAGAAGACCCUGGAGCCAUCCAUCCAGCUGGAGUGCCAAUAUCUCACUGAGGCUCUGGCAGCUCAGGAAGGCAAUAAAUUUAUCUUGUUUUCAUGUAUUUUGUGGUUUUAUUUUUAUUAACAAGCAGUAAAUACUCAACGACUUAGAAGUUUGCACUAACGCCAUCAUAAACCUUGGACCGUGACAUUCAAUGGUAAUCUGUCGGUCAGUGAUUAACACAAUCAUACAGUAUGUAAUCAGAUUGGCACAGCAGUUUCUUCUUGGGAUAAUUUAUUCAUUAAUUCUCUGUCAUCCUUUUUAUCCCUCAAAGAUUAUUUGUAUCUCAUUUAUAUUUUUCUUGAUGUUACAGGCCAGCCUCUCGAUGUUAAGAUGCUGCUAAACAAUGCUGUGUCUAACGUCAUCUGCUGCCUGGUGUUUGGGGAACGCUUUGAGUACACUGACAAGAAGUACCAGGGUAUCCUACGUGCCUUCAAUGAGAUUAUUUACUUACAGGGCACUUUAUCGGCACAGGUGGGUCUCUCUUUUUUUUAAGAAAAUGAACACUGUUACCAAGAAAAGAAAACACCAGGAAAACAGAAUAAUUAUGAUAAUGAUAAAACAAAUAUUCAAACCAAUCAACUGGCUCAAGUAGGGAUAUUGCUUUUGACAGCCCAGAAUGUGCAUUACAAUGGCUCAAAAGUUACAGGGCAAGCUUUUGCACUGAAGUGUACCACUGCCCAGUGACAUACUUAGCAAAGGAAGAAAAAGAAGCAGCCAUAAUGAUGGUCCCUCAUGGUAACAUUUAUCCAAAGUGUUUGUGUUUUCUUGAUUAUUAUGCUGUGUCUUAAAACUCUGCAGAUAUAUAACCAAUUCCCUGGGCUGAUGAAGUGGCUGCCUGGAGCUCACCAGAGGAUUUUCACUUUGUUUCGAGAAGUAUCCAAAUUUGUUGAAAUCAAGAUCAAAGAGCACAGAGAAAACUUUAGCCCCUCCUCACCCAGAGACUACAUGGACUGUUUCCUGGCAGAGAUGGGAGAGGUAAUGUUUUUAACUGUUGUGAUGUUUUUUGAAUACACAAACAUAUACUGACUUUUGUGUUUUUGGUAGGUGGAGGACAAAGAUAAUGGUUUUGAUAUCGAGAAUCUAUGUGCUUGCACUUUGGACCUCUUUGGUGCUGGAACUGAAACCACUUCCACGACUUUAUACUGGGGACUGCUUUAUAUGAUCUACUACCCUCACAUACAAGGUGUGUGUGUGUGUGUGUGUGUGUGUGUGUGUGUGUGUGUGUGUGUGUGUGUGUGUGUGUGUGUGUGUGUGUGUGUGUGUGUGUGUGACACAGAUGACAGUUAUUCAUUGCUGCACUUUCUCACUUUUCAAGGCUUUAGAUUUUUACAAACAGGUUAAAAUACAAGUCAGGCUCCCCUACAAAUGCAGAGAAAACUAAAAUCAUGCUAUUCUCGCAUAAGCAUGAGAUAACAGAGCCUUUCCAGGCCAUAAAAACAACCAGUGGCAAGCAGAUAGAGCUGGUCAUCAGCUAUGUACAAGUACUUGGCUUUCAGCUUGACCAGGAGUUCUCUUUCCAGGCUCACAUUGCCAAUCUGGUCCACAAAUUGAGGGUGAAACUUGGUUUUUAUUACUGACAUGAAUCUUGAGUUCCCUCAGAGCUCGGAAAUAUCUUGUCUCUGGCAAGCAGAUAGAGCUGGUUACCUGCUACAAGUACAAAAUCAAUUCCAUUAAAGUUGGGAAUUUGUGAUAAAUGUGAAUAAAAACAAAAUACAAUGAUUUGCAAAUCCUUUUCAACCUAUACUUAAUUGAGUACACUACAAAGAAAAGAUAUUUAAUGUUCAAACUCAUAAACUUUAUUUUUUUUGCAAAUAAUAAUUAACUCAGAAACACAUGCCAAAGUAGCUGGGACAGGGGCAUGUUUACCACUGUGUUACAUCACCUUUCCUUUUAACAACACUCAAUAAACGUUUGGGAACUGAGGAGACUAAUUGUUGAAGCUUUGAAGGUGGAAUUCUUUCCCAUUCUUGCUUGAUGUACAGCUUCAGUUGUUCAACAGUCCAGGGUCUACGUUGCCGUAUUUUACGCUUCAUAAUGCGCCACACAUUUUCAAUGGGAGACAGGUCUGGACUGCAGGCAGGCCAGUCGAGUACCCACACUCUUUUACUUCAAAGCCACGCUAUUGUAACACGUGCAGAAUGUGGCUUUGCAUUGUCUUGCUGAAAUAAGCAGGGGCGUCCAUGAAAAAGAUGUUGCUUGGAUGGCAGCAUAUGUUGCUCAAAAACCUGUAUGUACCUUUCAGCAUUAAUGUUGCCUUCACAGAUGUGUAAGUUACCCAUGCCUUGGGCGCUGAUGCACCCCCAUACCAUCACAGUUGCUGGCUUUUGAACUUUGCGUCGAUGACAGUCCGGAUGGUUCUUUUCCUCUUUGGCCCGUGCCGCUAACGUGCAGUGAUUUCUCCAGAUUCUCUAAACCUUUUGAUGAUAUUAUGGACCGUAGAUGUUGACAUCCCUAAAUUCCUUGCAAUUGUACCUUAAGAAACGUUGUUCUUAAACUUCUUUAACAACUAUUUGCUCACGCAGUUGUUCACAAAGUGGUGAACCCGCCCCAUCCUUGCUUGUGAAUGACAGAGAAUUUUUGGGGAAGCUGCUUUUAUACCAAAUCAUGGCACCCACCUGUUCCCAAUUAGCCUGCUCACCUGUGGGAUGUUCCAAAUAGGUGUUUGAUGAGCAUUCCUCAAAUUUCUCAGUAUUUUUUUCCACCUUUCUCAACAACUUUGUCAAGUUUUGCAGCCAUGAAAUUCUGAGUUAAUUACUAUUUGCAAAAAAAAUAAAGUUUAUGAGUUUGAACAUUAAAUAUCUUGUCUUUGUAGUUUAUUUAAUUGAAUAUAGGUUGAAAAGGAUUUGCAGAUCAUCGUAUUCUGUUUUUAUUUAUGUUUAUCACAAUUUCCCAACUUCAAUGGAAUUGGGUUUUGUACUUUGGCUUUCUUCUUGACCAGGAGCUCUCUUUCCAGGCUCACAUUGCCAAUCUGGGCCACAAUGGAUGUCUUUGAUCACUAGACACUGUUUACCAUUGUGCGUUAUGCUUUGUCACUGGUUGUGGUUGCCUCACGGACCACUGUGAGCUCCAUGCCAAAGCUGGGUGGCCCUCCUUGAGCUCCCGGGGGUUUUCCCACUGGAUGUUCUUGAUUUAUAAGACUCUUCUUGGUUUACUUUCAUUCUACUUAUGUUCCCUGUUUGCCAAUAAGAGGAAUGCUGAAGGUAUUCUGAUUUUACUAUUUUCUUGAUUUACACAAGAGAAAACUGGGGCAGCAAGUAUCUGAAAGAUAAAACACAUAAAUGAAAUCUCUGCUGCAUUACAAUGACUCACAUUGUUUUUUGUGUUCACUUUACAGAGAAAGUCCAGGCUGAGAUAGAUACUGUUGUUGGCUCAUCUAGAGUGCCCUCUAUGAGUGACAGAGAAAACAUGCCUUACACUAACGCAGUCAUCCAUGAAAUCCAGAGAAUGGCCAACAUCAUUCCUCUAAAUGUCGCCCGAAUGGCAUCCAGGGACACCACACUUGACAAGUACACGAUCCCAAAGGUACAUGAUGAUGAUGAGCAAGUCAAAGUCAGCUCAGUUCUCUAAUCAAUAAAACUCAAUGGAAAACAACCAUAGCAGAGGUGGGGGAAAGUCCCUAUGUUGCAAGUCCAAGUCGAGUCUCAAGUCUUUGCUCUCAAGUCCCAAGUCAAGUCCAAGUCCGGAACUUUUUGUUUCGAGUCCCAAUCAAGUCCUUACCAUUUCUUUCAAGUCAAAAACAAGUCAUAUCAAAGCCAUAAACCAUUUGUUUUAUGUAAAGAUUUACAUAAAUCAUGAGCAUUUUUCACUAUUUGCAUUUAUUAUUAAACAAGGGUUCUUGUUUGUGUUAAGUUACAUGGUGCAGUUUUAACCAAACUAUUUAACAUGUCAUACAAAAAAUAAUCAGAUAAACUUCAAUAAUUGGAAACUUUGACAAUGUGCACAAAAAUAAGGAAGACUAAAAUACAAUUAAAUAUUAAACUGAUACUCUAAUUCACUGUUCCAAAACAAAACAAAAGAGAGACACAAGGCAACACAUGGAAACAGGCAGGCAAUACUAGCGAGCGAUUUAUGUUCAGUGUUGUCGUUAUGAGGGAGUCUAGAGUUUGAGACAGUGUUGCCAAGUUUCGUGAGAGAAAUAAGGAAACAGACCUCCAGAAACAAGCCAAAAACAAGCAAAUUUUUUUUGCGGGAAAUAAGCAGACUUGGCAACACAACACGGUGUUACCAACGGCCAUAAUUCAUGACUAUUAGUUGAUGCGACACUUUUUAAAUGGUUUGGGCUUGCUGUAAGGUAUUAAGUGACUUGAAAAGACUUGACUUGACUUUUCAAGUCACUGGGCUCAAGUCAAGUCAAGUCUCAAGUCUUUAGCAAUCAAGUCCCAAGCGAGUCCAAGUCAUUUCUUGAUUUCAUCAAGCAAGUCAAAAACGGAACUCAAGUCCAAGUCGAGUCUCAAGUCGAGUCGUCAAGCCCCCACUUCUGAACCAUAGCAGCGAAAAUGGCUUAAUGCACUAUUUUUUUUAUCAAUUUCAUUUCCUCAGGGCACUAUGGUCAUGGCCACCCUGACUUCAGUUCUCCAUGAUGAGUCAGUGUGGGAAACUCCACACUCCUUUAACCCUCAACAUUUUCUGGAUUCAGACGGCCAGUUCAGGAAGAGAGAGGCCUUUCUCCCUUUUUCAGCAGGUUAGACAGACAAUACAACUCCAUUUAACAAAAGAUUGGGUUGUUUCAGUCUCAGAGCUACAACAGUAUCAUAUGUUAAGUGGGUCCUGUAAGAAUUGUGCAAAAACAACUUAUCUGUGUAUUUCAUCUGUGUUUCCUCAGGGAGGCGUGUGUGUCUUGGGGAGCAGCUCGCUAGGAUGGAGUUAUUCCUAUUUUUCACCUCUCUUCUUCAGAGGCUUUCUUUCUCCCCCUGUGAUGGAGAGCAGCCCAGUCUGGAUUUUGUUUUGGGGUUCAGCCGCGGUCCCAAACCGUACCGUCUCUGUGCUGUGCCAAGAUGAAUCAACAACUGUCCCAACUGACCUAAAAUUACAAACAUGUGUCCUCAGCAAUCUGUACUGAGUUGCUUUUUAACCUUCUUGAAAAGCAGCAUCAGAAUCUGGUUUUCUGAAUGUUCUUAAAUCUAAAUUUGAGUUUAAAUGUGUCUGAAUCCUAAAAGUCUUUGUUUAACCCAGCCUCAUUGCUGAGAAGUGUCAGUUCACAGUAAGCAAUGAAUAUACCUGAGUUUUGAGCUCUGUUUGAAAGGUUAUUUUUAAGUAUUUGAUUGAAAUGAUAGUUAUGCUUAACUGAAAGUAUAUUCAUUUUGCAAGAUCAAAAUAAAUGACAAGCUUUUAUUGUAUCAACUAUUAACAUAAUUUUCAAGAAUUCUAAUUUAAUUUAUCCACUUAAAUGAUGUAAUGAUGGAAAAGUCUUACUGCUGUAGUGCUCAUGUUUCACAGCUGUUCAUAUCAUUAGCAAACCAAAGACAAACACCAAAAUGUUCUUAUCCUGUCUCUGGAUGUAAAUUUGCUUUUAAAGUCCAGGCCUGCAAACUAGAAGUAUAUCUAAAUCCUUAUUACAUUCAAUCAAACUUGGGUCUACUUGUAUAACUGAACCCCAGUCCAGACGACAACAGGGUUUGUGAUACAGUUGUUUGUGGAGGAUUAAUAAUAAAAAUAAAACACUGAAUAGAUGUAUUCCUCUUUGUUAUAUUUACAGUUCUCAUUGAUUGAGACUUUUGCCCUGGGACAAAGUUACACUAAUUUCUUUUCCACUUCAUUCAUCCUGUCUGCCUUUUGUCAGCACAAUACCACUGUAAGUGAUCUGUUUAACCCGACACUCCAACAUUCAGUCCACCUUUUGUCAUCUGCUCUUGUUUUGUGUAUGUUUUUAUAUAAGGGUAUAGCUGAAUUAUUUGAUUAAGAUGAACGAUGAUGGAGUAAAAUAACUCCAAUAGCCGUGGUAUUUGUGUCUCAGAGCCGCACAUGCAAGGCGUACACCACAGUCAAUCCCCCAGCACAUACUUGUCCUCGUUUGCACUGUGCUUUUGUUUUGAAGGGUACGACCAUAAACCGGAAAAUUUACCAAAUAUGGAUAGAAGGCCGAACCCUGUGUUGUCGUUGCGCAGUUAAUACUCGAGGUAGCUCAAGUAAACUUACAAAUCAUGGAAACAAUGAAAAGUUUACUCGGAAUUGAGUGGAUGGACGGUGUGAGUAUUUUGAUUUUCCUGUGUAUUUUUGCGUUGUUGAGCGAUGUUUUGAGGAACAGAGUCCCGACAAACUUUCCUCCCGGACCGUGGGCUCUGCCUAUCACCGGGACCUUCAUCGUAUCGAGCCCAGGAGGCUCCACCUGCAGUUCACUGAGGUAAUCCAAGACAGAUAGACAUGAUCAAAUCCAGUCAUUCACAUCAAGUGUAGAGUGUGAGUAUUUGGUUUGACACAGCCUACUCUCUGUAUAACUAUGCUGAAUGAACGUAUUGUAGGCUACAUGAGGGUGCUGCGAAAUAAGGAGCCUGGGCAAAUAUCCAAAUGCUUGGAUUUGGAUGUUUACACUCAUUCUAUUGGUUUGCAGGGAUGAACAACAUCUUGAAAUAUAUGUAGAUUCACUAGUUAGAGACAAAACUAUGAUUGUCUUGAUGUAGUGAUCUGAAAUAUGAAAAAUGGCUCAUCUUACCCCAGUCUCUCAGUCCCUACAUGUGGUUGGCAACUGAAUCUGCUUCCUUUUAUUUCUUUCAACCAUUGUGCUUUAGCUUUAUGCUGUCCACAGAUUACUAGAAUUUACCUUUCUCCUGGGGUCAGAAGUUUUAUAAAGGUCCAUUUACUGAGAAGUUCAGAAGUAUUUUUGUUUAUGCAUUAUUUACAUAUACUGUGUCGAGACAUUCAUCAAAGUUGUCAAGUGGAUAAGGCAGAAAAGAGAUACAUCACUGAGUAAAGUAAGAACAGUCAAAUCUAGAGAGAAUUACUGCAUUGUGGAUGGAUUUUUUUAUUCUUUGUUAUCUUAAGAAGAAACUAAAUCCCAGUUUGAUCAAAAGCACUCUGUAUGCAGUUUGCAGAGAAAUAUGGAAAAAUAUUCGGCAUCCGGCUCUUUGGUGGAAGGAUUGUAGUCAUUAAUGGCUACAAACCUUUGAGGGAGGCCCUGGUGGAAAGAGGAGAGGACUACAUAGAUCGCCCCACAUUACCACUUUUUGUAGAAGCGGCUGGGAAUAAAGGUAGGGUUUUGCAUCCUAUGAGUUGUUGGUACUACCUGAUGAUUAGCUACCUCCAGCCUAACCCUGUAUGGUUCUCUAAAAGGUCUGGUGUUAUCAAAUGGAAACCCAUGGAAGCAACAGAGGAGAUUUGCCCUUCACACGCUUCGAAACUUUGGUGUGGGCAAGAAGACCCUGGAGCCAUCCAUCCAGCUGGAGUGCCAAUAUCUCACUGAGGCGUUUGCAGCUCAGGAAGGCACUAAACAUCUCUCGCUUUUAAGCAGCUACUCACAGUCUUAACACCAAAAUAGUUAAUCUGACAGUAGACUUUCUAUGACAACACUUUGAACAGUAUUCUCUACAGAAACAGACAUUGUCCCUUUGACACAGAAGAAUGCACAGACACCAUGAAGAAGUGGUCUAUAAUUCACUUUAAAUUAUGCACAUAAGACUCAGUUUCAGUGCGUCUUAAUCUCAAAGACCACACCUGGUUUUCUCUGUUUAUCAGUGAUUUAAUUAUAUAAAGCAUAUCACCUUAACUGCAUUUUCUCUUUAUGUUACAGGCCAGCCUUUUAACGCCCAGGCGUUAAUAAACAAUGCUGUGUCCAACAUAAUCUGCUGCCUGGUGUUUGGAGAUCGCUUUGAGUACACUGACAAGCAUUACCAGAGUAUCCUUCAAGACUUCAAUGAGAUUGUUUACUUAGAGGGAAGUUUAGGUGUCCAGGUGAGCUUCAUUAGUCAGCAAUAUACAGUAAUGUGUCCGACCUUAGGAUUAUCUAUGAAGCUACUACACCUGUGUUGAUAACUUUUCUUAUAUUGCUACAUGAACAGCAUAGAAAUGCUGGAUUACAAUUAAAAUCCCUGAACAUCAACUUUUACCCUAUGAUAUGAAUCAUAAUUUAUAACAUAAUAAAUGUAGACCUUUAUUGGAUGUUGUUUUUUUAAUUUUUGUCUCAACUGAACUAUUUCACCACUAGCGUUAUCUGUAUUUUUGUUUUAUAGUUUAAACAUUUAUUGAAUGUUGUUAGUGACUGAAUAAAGUCCCUACACCUGUCACAUUCAUGUGGAUAUAGAAGAAAUUAGAUUUAAAUAGAAGUACAGCACAAGUACCCCAAAAAGAGCUUAAGUACAGUACAUGACACAUGCAGUGUACUCCCCACUGAAGAUAUGAAGGCAAGUUUCUAUUCUGCCAGCAGAUGGCGUUAUUUUCAAUGCACAUCUAAACGGAAGUCACAGAGUUCACAAGAGUUACAAACAGCCUUAUGAGCUUCUCUUUGAAUGUUUGAUGUUAUGAGAUAACCUUUUACUGUAUGACAGAUUUGUUGACUCGUACACUUUUCCAUUUCAGACACUCUAAUGUGUCAAAGACAGAAACCACUCAUUUUGCUUUUAACAUGAGCAGUUGCUGUUCUACUACGCCUGAAUGCACCGAAAUUUAACUGAGCCAUCAUUGAUUUUAUUGUUUACAUUUGUGCUUUUUGUACUUGGAAAUUUUACACAGUUUUAAUAAAAGUAAGCAUGUUUAUAUAUCUGACUCUUCAGAUGUAUAAACAGUAGGCCAUAUGUGUGAAAUAUUAAGAUUUUAUAAGAAGAAAUGGAAGAGCCACUGUGACAUAAUUUGGUGUUUUUUGUUGGUAAUGAUUUUUGAAUUGCUAGUUUAAAGCCAUCAUGUUUUCUUUGACCUAAUACUGACAAGUUAUUGCAGCAGGAGGAGAGGCGAUAAAUCAACCCACCCUCUCUGCAGGAAAUGCUUGAAUGUGAUUUAUAAAAUAGUGUAUUCUGAGAUCUGCUUGUAGUCUGGAGCAAAGUGCUUUGAUCAGGAAGAAGAAAUAGACGUGGAUCCUCAGGAUCUGAGGAAGUGCCAGUUUUUGGGAGAAAUCUUGAAUGUAAACACUACCCCUCCCAACCAGUUUUCCCCUCAGCUCCUCCUCUCCCCUCUCUGCUCCAGAAAGCCCCACCCACAAACACGCUCCUGCUCGCUCGUAUCGUUUCAAUUAAAUUCAGAUAUAAUGCAGAGAAAUACUUCAGAUAAUUACAAAUGGGGCCCAGUCAACGUGAAAGUAAAAAGCAUUGGUGCUACUGUAGAUGCCAACAGACUACCAGCAAACACAAUGUUUGCAGGACUUCUACAACUAGGAUAAAGUGACAAACUCCAGGACCCAAGCUAAACAGUUUAGCGGCGCUCAGACAAUUUUCCGUACUUUCUGGUUGGUUUCUACUGUCUGAUAUCGAAGCAUGCCAACUUUGUUUGGGCUCGUGAAUGACUCGGGGAAGCAUGGGCCGGCCUCACAACCAAUCAGGUCGGGGGAGGCAGAGAACGGCUUUGUUUACAGUCAGAAAGAGCGGGCCGCUCAAAACACAGCGAUAUCGUUAUAUUACCAAAUGUUAUCAAUAACUAAUAGCUGUUGACUGAUAUUAAAAGCUUUUUUGUAUAUACACCACAAAAAAAUGCUUCCUUAACAGAUUCCUGCCUACCCUACCUUUAAUACAGCCAUGUAUUUAACCUGCUGUUAUAACUAUAUCAUAAUAUAGAGUCCUGUAUAGAAAAUAGCUUGUUUUUUGUCGGUUUUUUUGCCAUGAAGGUUUCCACUUUAUACAGCAUAUUUACUUGUGGUUUAACCUGUGUUUUUUUUUUUUCCUACAGUUACCAAGCCUCCUGCCUGUGUCUAUGUAUUAGUUUUUCAUUACUGACUGAUUCACCGGCUGAUUUGACUUUCUGUCUGCAGAUGUAUAAUACAUUGCCAUGGCUGAUGAAGUGGUUGCCUGGAUCUCAAAGACAGUUUUUAGUGCUGGUACAAAAGAUCGUUAAGUUCAUCCAUGUCAAAAUCAAAGAACACAAAGAGAACUUUGACCCCUCCUCACCCAGAGACUACAUCGACUGCUUCCUGGCAGAGAUGGGAGAGGUAACACUUGUCAUCUGUGUAUGCUAUGUUUGUUCUCUUUCCCGUUUUUAAUGAAAUAUUUUAAGUAAGGCUUCUGUCUUUUGUUCGGUGUGUAGAAGGAGGACAAAGAUUCUGGUUUUGAUAUCGAGAAUUUGUGUUUUUGCACUUUUGACCUGUUUGGUGCUGGAACUGAAACGACUGCCACAACUUUAUACUGGGGACUGCUUUAUAUGAUCUAUUACCCUCAUAUACAAGGUUUGUGUUGGUGUGUAAGUUAUUUCUGCUCUAUCCUCUGCCCACCUAGUUUACCAGCGAAACAUCUAGUCUAAUAAUCUUAGUGUGAUCAUUUUCUCGCAGUUCAUGUAAAUGAAAAUGGUCUUUAAGGGUAAGAUUACAGACAAGUGCUUUUUAGGGUUUUUUCGCAACAUGCUACCAUUACAGGAGCACCAUAUGUGUGACCUGUAAACAAUGGCACUGGCAGAAGGAUCAGCUGUAUUUUGAUGCAGGUGUGUCAAAUGUUUUGAAGAAGAGUCACCCCUCAGUUGUCAAAUUACUCGUAUUGUCUGCUCUUUUCAUUGCACAGAAAAAGUCUGUGCUGAGAUAGAUACUGUUGUUGGCUCAUCCAGAGUGCCCUCUCUGAGUGACAGAGAAAACUUGCCCUAUACUAACGCAGUCAUCCAUGAAAUCCAGAGAAUGGCUAACAUCUUUCCUUUAAAUUUGGUCCGCACGGCAACCAGGGACACCACGCUUGACAAGUACACAAUCCCAAAGGUACAUGUUAGAGGAAAAAAAAGCUUCUGUGAGCUUUUUGCUUAUAAUUGGUCCAGUUCGCUUGUUGGUGUACUUCGAUUUCUUUUCUAUCAAGUCUCUGAAAUUCAGGUUCAGAUUUACUCAGUAUUUAGGAUGUGAGGUUUUAAUUGUCCUCUUUUUCACCUGUCACUUUUCUAUCAAGACAGACUCACUAGAAGAACUGCUAAACUGAAGAAAUCAGUGUAAUAAACUCUUUGUAAUGCGAUUUUUUCAGGGCACUAUGGUCAUGGCCACCCUGACUUCAGUUCUAAAUGAUGAGUCAAUGUGGGAAACGCCACACUCCUUCAACCCGCAACACUUUCUGGAUCAAGACGGCCAGUUUAGAAAGAGAGAGGCCUUUCUCCCUUUUUCAGCAGGUAAGUCAGUUUUACUGCCAUGGACUGCACAUGCAAACUGGAAGAAUGACGAAGUAAGCUUAAGCGACAAAAAGUCUUUGCACUAGAUUAACUUUUUUAUUCCAAAGCAGAGUUUGGCUUUACAUAAAUGUGCAGCACCACUCAUGGGAUUAUCUGUGUUUCCUCAGGGAAGCGUGUGUGUAUUGGGGAGCAGCUCGCCAGGAUGGAGUUAUUCCUGUUUUUUACCUCUCUUCUUCAGAGGUUUUCUUUCUCUCCUUGUGAUGGUGAGAAGCCCAGUCUGGAGUUCAAGUUAGGAGGCACUCGCAGUCCCAAGCCUUACCGCCUCUGUGCAGGCACGUUCGCUUAUGCCUUGGGCCGGCUCUGCUGA